Messenger RNA from Ilex paraguariensis (yerba mate), 2523 nucleotides. NCBI's taxonomy places the organism in Eukaryota, Viridiplantae, Streptophyta, Magnoliopsida, Aquifoliales, Aquifoliaceae. The record is from the annotation of a GenBank genome assembly.
CCACCAUUUCAUUCUCAUCUCAUCCUCUCUCUUCCUCUCUCGUGUUUUUUUAUCUCUGUUCCUUCCGUUGAUCGGCGAGGUUGUGGCCGUAGAUCCACAGCUCAAUCUGCUACGAUUUAGCUUAGCAGCCAAAGAACUCCUAGACAUAGCGUACUGUUUGCGUUAGAAUUUUUGGUUCCAACUUGUUUAGAAUUUUUGAAUAGUGGUUCAUAGUCCCAAUGCAAGGGCCAAGGGGUGCUCUCGGUUCCUUGCCUGAAACCUUAGGCUUUGAUCAUGGCUCCACGUCAAGUGAUACUGGUUUAGACCAGCAGAUUUGCUGGAAUAAUAUUCGGAGUUCUGCACCAAACCGCCUGUCAGAUUAUGCAAUGUCACCUGGUGACACAAGCAUUACCUAUAUGAAUUCUAUUAGUGAAGAAGGGCAGAACUUCAGUGGAUGGAUAGGUGAGCCCAGCUCUAGUACAAUGCAAAGCCAGGUCAGUCAUAAUGAGCAGAAAACAGAACACGGAUGGUCAUCAUCAAUGAGAGCUUGUGGUGGAGCUGGCCCCAUAUUGGAAGGACAGCAACAUGAUCCAGCUAAUAUUCUUUCACCCAGUAAUGCUAAUUUAAAUCCAAGUGCCAAUCAGAUUGCGAAUGGGCCUUUUUUCUUGCAAACUUCUAGAUCUAAUUCUAUUCCCCAGGACCUUAACAUAAAUUCAGCAUCUAUGGAACCUGGGGGUAAUGAUUGCCAAGUCUUAGGAUGUCCUACUGGUGGGUCAGAUAACAUGCAAGUUCCAUCUGUUACUAGUUCUUCUGAUCCUCCUGAGUUACCUUCUGGAAGUGGUGGAUAUUUGGUGGAGGAAAUUGAUGAGCGCAUGGGUUGUUCCUUUGAGGGUCGGCGCUUAUCCUGUAAAAGAAAAGCUAUUGAAGGAAAUGUUGGACAAUCUUCUGGGAGUGGCUGUUCAAACUAUUUCCAGCCUUCAGGAGGAAUUGGAUGGCAUAGUGCCACUCCUCACUUUAAUGCUGGCAGCAGCUUAAGUAUACCUAUGUCAUCAGGAAGCACAUUUAUUAGUCCUUCAGAGCAGGUAAACCCUCCCAAUCUUGGACUAGGUGUUGGAGGAGCAGCACCUGAAAGCUCUCUUACUUUGAAUCCAGCAGGAAGUGCAGAAAGUUCCCGGCGGAAUUUCCGCUUAAGGAUUAAUGUUUCACAUCAACAAGAUUCCACCACCAGUAAUGUGUUUCCAACAGAGAAUGCUUCUGGGCAUUCAAAUGUUCCAUCUUCCCACCACAUACCAAGACUCCAUCUUAGUAAUUCUUCGGACUUGAGGUCAGCACCAGCAGAUGUUAGAAAUCCACAAGGUCAGUCUGCUGUUGUGCGCGUUCCUGCUUUGAGACGAAAUCUGCAAUCAUCUAGGUGGAAUGGGGGUUCCGCCUUGAGACAUGGCAGUUCGAGUUAUGUGGCUGCUGCGGAAAGAGAUGGCCCACUUGAGUCCAACUCAAGAAGCAUACCGAGAAACUUGUUGGAACAUCCUAUUUUUGUGCCUGCGACAGAGAUGAGAAAUUCAGCUCAAAAUCCAAUUAACUGGAGUCUUGCUGGUGGAAACCCAAGUGUUGCUGGAAAUAUUGCUUCCACUUCCCGAACUGGCUCGGUUUCAGGAAGACAUUCAUCAUCUGCUCCUAACUGGGUUUCUCACCGCAGUGCCCCGCAAUACCCACGCAGACUGUCGGAAUUUGUUCGGCGAUCUUUGUUGUCCUCUGCUACUUCUGAUUCUGUGGCCCAUAACAGCAAUUAUUCCCCAAUACCAUCAGGUCCGUCUGCUUCCUCACAAGUGGCGGCAAUUUCAUCUGGAGCUGCUAACCAGGGGCAUCAUCUGCCGCACUCAAGGCCAGCAAUUCCAUUGGAGAGACAGGUUGAUGGUGCUUUUGGGAUUCCUUAUUCCAUGCGAACUUUGGCUGCUGCCAGUGAAGGAAGAAGCAGGCUAGUGUCUGAGAUUCGCAGUGUCUUGGAUCUAAUGCGAAGGGGCGAGGGCUUGCGAUUUGAGGACGUUAUGAUCCUUGAUCAGUCAGUCCUUUUUGGUAUGACUGAAAUUCAUGAUCGGCAUAGAGAUAUGCGGCUUGAUGUUGAUAACAUGUCUUAUGAGGAGUUACUGGCGUUGGAAGAGCGCAUUGGAAACGUAUGCACUGGCUUAAGUGAAGAAACUAUUUUGAAUCAUCUGAAGCAACGGAACUAUAUAUCCAGUAAAACUGAAGGUCAAGUGGAGGCAGAACCAUGCUGUAUAUGUCAGGAGGAAUAUAAUGAUGGAGAUGAUCUCGGAAUGCUCGAGUGUGGUCAUGAUUUCCACAGUAGCUGUAUUAAACAGUGGUUGAGGCACAAGAAUUUGUGCCCCAUCUGUAAAAAAACCGCGUUUCCUAAAUGAAAGAAGAUCAGUAUUCCUGGCGAUUACUUGGGCGCCUGAUUGGAUAAGGUGGGUGGAGGGCUCCUAAAAUGUAUUAUUCUGCUUAGUAUGGUUGACUGAUACCACUAGGUUGAUAAUAUCCAACACCCCC